AUGGCGGCUCCAGAACCCCUGCGGACCGGCGGCUUCAUGGCACGGUCUGGCCCGGUUGAGAUUAUCCUCCGCAUCCUUCAAUGCUGCCAUUCGACGCGAGACCUCCUAGCCCUGGUCUCGACGUGCCGGCACGUUUGCAACGUCUGGCGCGGAAAUGUCGCCGCGGCGCUCUGGCCCGUCUGGCUCCGCGAAAUCCCUCAUUUCCAGGACGCGCUCAGCGCGGCCCGCAUGACAGAGCUGGUGGUGCAGGCCGAACGCCGAGGAGAGUUGCCGCCAACGCGCAUCACGCCUGACCUGCUUCAGCGCCGGCAGCCAACGCUUUCGGAACUGAGGGCCGCUUUCGGUCUCCACCGACUCUCCCGUGCCAUCGCAGCAUGCUUGUGCAGCCUGGAUCUGACAUAUCCCGAUGACAGGCCGGGAGGGGACCUUAGGCCCCCCGAGGAUCCCGCCCGUAUGCCUGAGUGGACGGCCCGCGUCUCCCAUGCCGUGUUCCGACUUCUCAUCGUCGGCGCGGCGCUGGCGGGGGCUUACAAGGAACCCCUGUUCAAGGCCCUCGAGCACCCGGACCCCGAGAUCCAGGCUCUCCCGCGGCGUGUGCCACGGGAGCCCUCACACAUUACGUGGGAAUGGGCCAGGGACAACAAGCUUGGGCACAAGGAGAUGGCCUUUCUCCUUCAGUUUGCCGUCUGCGACCUGGACGCCUCGCUCGAGGCGCAGGACGCCGUCUUUGGCCCCAUCGCUGACUGGCUUCUGGAGAGCAUCCUAUCCGACAAGGAGUCUCGACAGGCCAUGGCGGACCGCUUUGAGCAACGCCGUGGCCGCGCGACAUACUGCCUCCACUGGGAAGAGUGGGAGGAGGAGGGACUUCAGUGUCCUGUGGGCCUCUUGACUGACGGCCGUGGCACCCACUCGGACGCGCAUCUUGUCGUCUGGGAGCUGAUGAAGAUGCUCUGGCUGGUUGAGCAAGUCCAUCCCAUAGCAGGUUCCUAUGGCGUUCUUGACCGCCUCACGUCCCGGCCCCCUUCAACAACGCAGGGUGUUAACGCCGGCGAGCACAGUCAGGGCCCGCUCGAAUCCGCAGUCGCGGUAUUCUUUGGAAUGUUCAGGGCCGAGGAGACGCUGCUCACGGCAAGACGGCUUAAAGGGCCCAUCGAAAACCUAAUAACGUACCCGGCGGUGCCCGAGACAAAGGAGGAAGGCUACGGCGAUGAAAAGCUCCCCAGUACCAUGAGCGUGGUGGUGUUCUUCGACUACAUCUUUAACAACUCCGGGCAACCGAAUCACAUUGUGGGACCGAAAUAUCUUGUUCCCCCGUUGGAACUCAAGUUUUUCGAGUAUUUCCUCCAGCGCCAUCUCGGGCUCUGCUUCAACGAUGGGGCUUUUAUAGACGACCCCGGGUCCGAGAGCGACGACCGGUCAUAUGAGCGGUUCGUCGAUACCGCAACUAUCUUCUCCCAUGACGAUGUCGAGAACCGCUGCGCAAUGUCCGACGCGCUGAACUUCGCCGACUUCCUUGACGGCUCCGAGAUGCUCACGAAAGUUCCCCAAGACUUGACGCGGAUUUACCUGCAAAGACGGCCGUGA
This is a messenger RNA of Thermothelomyces thermophilus ATCC 42464, 1584 nucleotides long. RefSeq lists its product as uncharacterized. NCBI's taxonomy places the organism in Eukaryota, Fungi, Ascomycota, Sordariomycetes, Sordariales, Chaetomiaceae. The coding region runs from base 1 to 1584 and encodes 527 amino acids. The record is from RefSeq and is a predicted model, not a curated record. The transcript is spliced from 2 exons.